Molecule: messenger RNA, 4687 nt
Organism: Styela clava
Lineage: Eukaryota; Metazoa; Chordata; Ascidiacea; Stolidobranchia; Styelidae
Product: acyl-CoA dehydrogenase family member 11-like
Biological process (GO): fatty acid beta-oxidation using acyl-CoA dehydrogenase
Cellular component (GO): cytoplasm; mitochondrion
Molecular function (GO): acyl-CoA dehydrogenase activity; flavin adenine dinucleotide binding
Source: RefSeq, a predicted model, not a curated record
UUGGGGAAUUCAACUCGACCAUUAGCGGAAAGAUAAAAACAAGAUGGCGGCAAUUUGAAAUUUAGCUCUGAACCGAUUCGAAUAAUUUACUAUUCGAUUCGAAAUGCCCAGCCCUAGUCAGGACCCUAGUACUGCAUUUAGUGAUACUACAUACACACAAAUACAAAAGUUAAAUUUCCUUGUUUCUGAAGGGGGGGGGGGAAUUUAUUCCCUCACUUCUGAUCUGCUCAAAUCUCAGUGUUCUAGCCAGCUUUUUACAACUUUAUUGCGCUUAUUAUUUUUUUAUUCAACUAUUCAUUUAUUCUUCCAAUUUAUUUCCUGAUAUUAUUUGAUCCAUCCUGUUUGCAAAGAGACAAUUUUUUGUGCAAAAUAUGUUUUAAAGUUCUGUUUUUAGAAGUGUCUGAAUAUUUGAUUUACUAUUGAUUUCCUGGCCCCUCAAUAUUCAGUUAUAAUAUCAAAUGGUUAGUAGGCUUGUAUACUUGUCUAUAGUUUUACCAAAUUUGCAUUCUCUUUAAGUUUUUCUUUAUUUUUUCUUGUAUUCUUUCUUCAGUGCAUUCUCUCGUGAUAGUUGUAUGUUUAUUUUUUUAGAUAAUCUGCACAGUAGCCUCAAUUAUGUAUAACAGUGGUCGGCAAACUUUAUGUACAUGCGGGCCAUCUGUGCCAUGUGGUACAUCCGUGUCGAGACAAUAAUAAAUUUAGGAUCGAUUUUUAUUUUAUGUACUACGGUAAAUGUCGGAUCGUUAGAGGGCCGCAACAAAUUAUCUCACGGGUUGCAGUUUGCCGACUCCUGAUGUAUACUGUCGCCACUACUGGUAUUCAGUAGUUGUGCCUCAUUUAGUUACUUUUUUAUACUAAUCUGCAUCAGCUAGGUGUCGCUACUUGACGACCUCUUUUGGCCCUUGCAACUCCAGUCACACAAUUAACACGAUCAGUAUAUUUUAUUUUUUGUAACAGUUUUCUGUAUGCUUGUUUUUUGUGAUGACAAAUUAAAGAUUAAUUGAUUGAUUGGACCUUGUUUAGAAUAACAAAAAUGUUAUUCUUGCAUAUUCCCUAAACGGUCCUAACUUUAUAAAAAUUCGCAUUUAAGCUGACCCUAAAACACCAUACGCACCUAUCAGAUCGAAUGGUUACAGAAGAGUAUUAGUGCAAUCAGAGUUAUGCUCGUAUAAGCCGACCAAUCUUCUUUAUCAUUUUUUCUCAUUAGUUAUUAAAUGAAAUUUGAAAUAUUCCAAUAUGUCUCAUAAAUUAAAUGAAGUGAAUUUAAAAGUUUUUUUGAAAAAUCAUUGUGGAUUUGAUGGGGAUUUACAAGUAAAGAAAUUUCCGAGCGGCCAAUCUAAUCCAACGUAUUACCUAAAAAUAGGGGCAAAAGAGCUUGUACUGAGGAAAAAGCCCGGUGGAAAACUGCUGCCUGGAGCCCACCAGGUUGGCAGAGAGUACAGAGUAAUGAAGGCUUUGCACUCGGUGGGAUACCCAGUACCAAGAGUUAUUGUACACUGCACAGAUACUGAUGUUAUUGGGACGGAAUUCUUCAUCAUGGAGUUUAUGGAGGGUAGAGUGCAUUCACGGGAAAGUGCUGUUGGGACUGCAAAAGACAUAAAAGAAUCAGUUUUGUCUGCAGUGGAAACCAUUGCCAAGCUUCAUUCAAUUGAUCCAGAGAAAAUUGGAUUGGGUGAUUACGGCAAGAUGAAGGGAUAUUGCAGUAGACAGGUGCACACUUGGUGGCGACAAUACCAAGCUGCAAAGCAUAAGACUAUACCUGAAAUGGACGAGUUGGCCGAUUGGUUGAAAAGCAAUAUUCCUCCUGAUGUGGAAAGGGCUUCUAUUGUUCAUGGAGAUUAUUCAAUGAUGAAUAUUAUGUUUCAUCCUACUAUGAAUGAAGUUAGAGUUGUCCUGGACUGGGAAUUAUCAACACUCGGCCAUCCGCUUGCAGAUCUUGCCUACCUAUGCAUGGUGUACAGCGUUCCUCAGUAUAUGGUCCAAGGACUCUACGGUGAACUAGACCUACCAUCAGUAAUGAGAGAGGAAGGGUUAGUUUCUCACUACUGCAGGAUACGUGGAAUUCAAUUUCCUCCUCCAAACUGGAAUUUCUUCAAAGCUUUGGGAUUGUUCAGACUUGCUUCUAUUGUGCAAGGUGUAUAUGCAAGAUUUCUUCAUGGGAAUGCGAGCCAGGCGUCGUCAGAACUGAUGGAACAAAUGAUUCAACCAUUAGCAGAAGCUGGUUUGAAGGCUGCCAGGAAUUCUGAUUCGUUAUCCAAGAUGAGCCUACCGGUCACACUAUCUCCUUCUGCCAAGGGUCAGGAUGUAUUGAAAAGAGUAAAAGCAUUUAUUGAGGAACAUAUCAAGCCUAAUGAAACUGCCUACUUUAAUUACUUGAAGAAUGCUAAGAAUAAAUGGUGUGUUGUGCCAUUGGUGGAAGACUUGAAGGCAAAAGCAAAAGCUCAAGGACUUUGGAAUCUGUUUCUUCCUGACGUCAGUGGACUGAGCAAUGUUGACUAUUCACAUAUUGCUGAACAACUUGGAAAAUAUGUUUUUGCGUCUGAAGUUUUCAACUGCAGUGCUCCAGACACUGGGAAUAUGGAGGUCCUUCAUUUAUAUGGAGAUGCAUAUCAGAAAGAAAAAUGGCUGAAACCUUUGUUAGAGGGAGAAAUAAGAUCUGCAUUCUGCAUGACAGAGCCAGCUGUAGCGUCCAGUGAUGCCACUAACAUGGAACUAUCUAUCUCACCUGAUGGAGACAGCUACAUAGUACACGGAAGGAAAUGGUGGAGCAGUGGCGCUGGAGAUCCUCGUUGCAAGUUUGGAAUAGUCAUGGGUCGCACUGAACGUUCCGAUUCUAGAGGAAGACAUGGGCUGCAUAGCAUGAUUGUCGUUCCAUUCGAUACACCAGGAGUGAAUAUCAGGCCUUUGACUGUGUUUGGACACGAAGAUUAUCCUCACGGACACAUGGAAAUUGAUUUCAACAAUGUACGAGUUCCGAAACGAAACUUGAUUCUCGGUGAAGGCCGUGGAUUUGAGAUCGCUCAAGGAAGACUAGGGCCAGGAAGGAUUCACCAUUGUAUGAGAUCCAUAGGUGUGUCAGAGAGAUGCUUAGAAAUGUUCGUAUCUCGAGCCGCUCAAAGAAGAACUUUUGGAAAAAGACUGAUUGAACAUCAAGUAAACCAGCAUCAUCUGGCAAGAUGUCGUAUCGAGAUUGACCAAGCCAGAUUACUGGUCUUGUACACGGCUCAUAUGAUUGAUAUGCAUGGACCUAAAGCAGCAAGAAAACAGAUUGCAAUGAUCAAAGUCGCAGCGAUUGAAACGUUCAAAAAUGUGGUUGACAAGACCAUUCAGAUCUACGGUGGUGCAGGAGUCUCACAGGACUUUCCUCUGGCUGCUUGGUACGCUGGUGCUCGAUCUCUCCAGAUUGCAGAUGGUCCUGACGAAGUUCAUCUCGGUCUCAUUGCAAAGAUGGAAAUCAGAGAUCAGAUGAAAAAAGCCAAAUUAUAGGAAUUUAUUGAUCAAAUAUUCAUUGUUAAUUUAAAACUUUUCAAAUCCACCAUAACAAGAAUUCCUAAAAAUUCAAUUAUUCCUAAUGCUUUAUGAUUUAAAUCAGGGGUGUGUAAUCUUUAUUGUAGGAGGAUUUAAGUAAUUGGAUGAAGCCGCGGGUUACACUUUUAUUCAAAACAUCCUUUUUCAAUAAAAAAAAAAAACAGCUAGUUUUACUAGUAUGACAGUGACACUCAGACACUGUCAUAUGCUUUGUGACUCAGAAGGAUUGAAAUUGCUCACACGUACCAGAUAACUAAACUAUAAAUCAUUUCGCAGGCACACCAUUCAAAGUUGUCACUUCUCCGCAGACCGCACAAUUUUUCUUUGUGGGUCGCAUAUGGCCCGCGGGCCGCAGUUUGCUCCCCCCUGAUUUAAAUGACGAAUCCAAUCAACUAAAAUUGAAUGAAGUACUGAUACAAAUUUGUAUGCCACCAUAUAUUUAUUUCCUACAGAGGUAUCAGUAGAAAGUGAUUGACAUGAUGCUUGAAAGGAAUUUUCCACGACUGAUUGCAGUAUUAUAUCAUAUUGAAAUAUAAGGUGUCCAUGAGGUCUUAAAUUUUUUUUAAAUCGCGAAGGGAAUUAAUCGAUACCAUAUAUUGUUUUGGCCCUCGCGGAUGUAUUAAAUGAAGUAAAAAUACUUAGUGAACAAAGAACAACAAACCUGGUUAGGAUAUAUUGAGAACUGACAUCAUAACAAAAUUGAAAUUGUAAAGGGACUUUAUGUAUAAUCAUUUCUAAAAUAGGCAGUACUAUUGAUUUGGCAACUACCAAAGUUUUUUUUUCUCAUUUUUUUCCAGUAAUUGUAAUACUUUUACAAUCAAUUAUAUGCAUCGCUUCCUCUUUCUAUUAUGAUAUCAUAAAAUGUGCAGUUCCAUUCUAUACAACAGUAAGCUUUGUAUGCAACGACUUAUAGUUUGCCGUAUUGCCAUUGUCUGACUCUGUGGUAAGAGUAAAUCCGAUAAUACUGGAUACCAGACUGCAUCUGGCAUCAAAGGUGCUAACCAGUGAAACAUUGCAGUUGUGUGGUCACAAAAUAUAGUACAAGAUUCAAGUCCAUGCAUCUGAAACAAAUAACUGACUAAAUUAGAGACAUGUAUUCACAUAUUGUAAUCACCAUAUUUUUCACUAAUUUAUGCUUCACUUUAAUUUUCUGUGCAAUAAA